AUGCCCGCAGGGGCCAUCCAUCAUUUAGACGGAUCGAGGCGAGUGACAAGUUUGAGUCGUCUCAAUCCGACCUCCUUGACAGUCGAGGUGGCGGUGAGGGGUACAGAAAUCGCCCAUUUGGAAGCAGCAGACGAGAUUAUCAUCCAGAGAUUUACAGAAAAUUCACUCUUCUCUAACUACCGUCUGACAAGAGGCUCGAGUAUGCCACCUCUUCUCGCCUUCACUCACACGAAAGCUCGUCGUUUAUGCCAAAACACACAUAGGUCACUGCAUACACUUCAGCCUCUUCCCCCUACCUCAGAUGCAUAUCUUCCACGAGACUGGGAUUUUCGGCCUCCCCCCAACCGAGCGCGCGACCAGCCACUAACCACCACUGCCCAAACAGUAGCUGCAUGCAUGCAUGGUCAAAGGUUGGUAAAAGGGAGAUUGACCUGUAAUAUGAGUGAAAGAAAUGAAGGGGAGAAGCUGGAAGCGCUAGAGAUCCGCACAAAGUGUCAGCAGGCAUCGGUCAGAGGGAAAAACAAGUCUCGAAAGCAGUCGCAACUUAUUUGGCGAGAAGAAAAGGGAUGCUGCACAGAUGAUGGAUACGAUGUUCGUGCCUGA
This is a messenger RNA of Protopolystoma xenopodis, 603 nucleotides long. The record is from the annotation of a GenBank genome assembly. Lineage: Eukaryota; Metazoa; Platyhelminthes; Monogenea; Polystomatidea; Polystomatidae.